Periconia digitata is the source of this 3083-nucleotide messenger RNA. The record is from the annotation of a GenBank genome assembly. Lineage: Eukaryota; Fungi; Ascomycota; Dothideomycetes; Pleosporales; Periconiaceae.
GUAGAAACAAGGCAACAUUUAUACCACCCAUUUGAACAGCGUUAUCGUCACGACGCACUCGCAUACUCUCACAUCUCCCCUCCACUCUCGUCCACCUCCUCUCGGCCAUGGCGGGCUCCACGCCCUCUUCCAUCACACGAUACCGGCCUGCCAUCCUCGUCACCACCGGCGCUGCGGCCGCAUACAUCGUAUGGCUCCUGCUCAACAACCUCACACAGCCCGCUGCUGGCAGCCAGACAGCCGACAGUCUACACCGAAGCAACGCAGUGCGGCGUACACCCCGACGUUCUCGAAAUCCUUCUCGUGCGUCCGACACGGCGCGUGUGGUGCAACUUCUGCAACAGGAUACCAUUCCUCUGGGCCACUUCGACUUUUUUGGACACGACGUGGAGCUCGAUGGUCGCACUAUCGUUUCCCCCGAACAGCUGCGCGAGGUGGCCGCCACGUUGCAGCCCACCGCCAGCCAGGAGAUAGUUGAUGGCCACAUCGACCAGCUCUUUCAUACAUUGUAUGAUCGUCUGCUUGGGCAUGUCUACCCCAGUCAUCCACUCUCAGAUACCGACACCGAAGCCUUGACCAGCUUGAUGGGAGGCCAAUUACCACAUCCCGAGGCGCUUCGGCUCGCCAUGCACAGACAUCGCUCAAGGUUUGAGCUUGCGACCCUCCCCACAAUGGACGCUCACGAGACCAUUGCUCCUCCUCCUGACUCCUUUUCCAGCUACGAGGAAACCGAAGCUGGCCUAGAUUUUGAGGAGCAGAAUCUCCAGCGCACCCUGUACCACAUUGCCGAAGACCGCGCCAGGCACGAAGGAGUCAUUCAUCGAGGCAUCGCUUGCAAUGGGUGUGAUGCAAAACCUAUUCGAGGCAUUAGAUGGCGAUGCGCAAACUGCCCCGAUUACGAUCUCUGCUCCGACUGCGAAGCCACCGGCUCACACUUCAAAACCCACAUUUUCUACAAAAUCCGCGUGCCAGCACCUUAUAUGACGUUGCCAAGCCAGGAAUCUGUUUAUCCUGGCCGUCCUCAUCUAAUGAAUCACUCGGUCGAUUCACAGGUCAAAAGGCGCCUCAUAGACCAGACGAGGAUGGAGGUGGAGGAAAUCGAAGCUUUGUGGGACCAGUUCACCUGCCUUGCUGCCACUCUAUGGGAUUCUGAUCCCAACAACAUUGGAUGUGCCAUGGAUCGCCGUGCUUUCGACCAUGCUUUCAUUCCGCGCUAUUCCUGCUUUGUCUCCGCCCCUAAUCUUGUCUAUGACCGCAUAUUUGCUUACUUCGAUACUGACCGUAAUGGCCUGAUCGGCUUCGAGGAGUUCAUCAAGGGCCUAGAUGGCUUACACUCAUCAGACUCACGUAUCAAAUUACGUAUAGCUUUCAACGGCUACGAUAUCAACGGAGAUGGCUAUAUAUCCAGAAAAGACGUGCUGCGGGUCUUUAGGGCACUUUACGCGAUAGAGAGGGAAUCUGCUCGCAACUUCGUGACUGAGGCUGCAGAAGACUUGGUGGUUCACGGUGCCUCUGAAACCAUACGGUCUUCUCAGCCGUUAGGAUCGGCCUUCACACGAGGCACAUGGCCGGACGAACCCCGACCGAAUAGGAAUCUGGCCAGAAAAGAUCCCAAUGCAGCCUAUUUGGACCCAAUCACAGAUGAUAUCCCAGACACGAUAGCUCGCGAGGACGUUAUCGGAGAUGCACUAACAUAUCGAUGGCCGCGAAGACAGUUCUACAUCGAUGAGGAAGAGGGCCUCACCCCACCGGCAGAGUCUCCCUCCAACCAGAUGGAGGACAAUACAAACGGAGUAGAUCAAUCAGCAACAGAUUCCGGAAGACGGAGAGAGUCACGCUCUUCUUCACGGGUGCGCUUCCAGGAUGAUGUAGACUUCGAAACUCGCUCCAAUGCAUCAACAUCAUCCCGUCCAAUCGGAGAGCGGUGGGGCGGCUAUGAGAUUCCUGAGCCCGAGAAGGAUUUGGGCAAAGACGUGCUCUACUCCACCACUCAGCAAGCUCUCAAUGAACUUUUAGACCCUUUGUUCCGUACAAAAGAAGACGACGCCACAGAGGCAGUUUCAACACGCGCAGAACGUAGACUGCAUGUUGCCGAAAUUGAAGACUUAUGCCAAAGGUUUGAGACCGAGCGUCCAAACAACAUUCUUCUCCUGCGCAUGGGAGCCUUCACGUACGCGCAGCUGGUCAUGCAGUGUCUUUGCAUGGAAACCAAGGUAUCGGAUCUUCUCGAAAGCAGCAGUGCCAUUACCCACGAUAGUGUCAGAGACCAGAUCAAAGAAGCUUGCCGGAGAGCUGAACAACAUGUUUUGGAAAACGGGCACAUGUCCGAGGGAACUGUCAAUGAUCCCACGCACCACGAUCUGUGGUAUGCAAAGCUCUGUCGAGCACAGCUGCUACACGAAGCGACCACUGCGCUCAUGACAGUCUUGUCCGACCGCAUACCUGCCGCCCCAGUGCCUGAUCCCACCAUGCCCCAAUUUCGACCUCAAUCCUCGCAGAAUGUGGGGAAAAGCAACGCCGCAAUCAGCUCCAAUUCAAGCCAACGAAGCAAGCUGCAUGAGCCAAAUUGGGUAGUUUCUACUCCAACUUUUGUCGUGGUCCACGACAAGCCAGGAUCGUCUCCGCAAGACUCUCAACAAUCCUACGCCUUCAAUGUUGACGGGACCUCUAGUUCCCCGACCCCCUUGGCUUCUUCGUCAUCUUCAUCACAGCCGACCACACCCCCACCGGAACCUCUGCCAUCCACUCCUGGCGUUGUUGACAUUCGCGACCCAAUCUCCGCCGUUUCUCUCCGCGAAAUCUCCACGUCCAACACCACCAUCGAUACAAAACUGCAAUGUGUUAUCCGUCACCAUAUUCUCCCAAAUGCUGGCACGUUCUUACUCGAGCGCAUGAGGAUCGAUGCUACGCUCAAUCCUGCAAAUCCCAUGCACAUGGCUCGCCUUGCGAGCCUAGAAAUGAUGGACCGGGAAAUGGCGGAUCGAAACGGGGGUGGGUUGUUGGAUUUCGAGGAAUUCAUGAAGGGUGUGUCAACAGAAAGGCUGAGAGUACUGGAAGGAUGGAUGGAUCUAGUCAGCUUCUAG